AUGGCAGGAAGUUACGUCGCGAAAUUCAACAUCCGGGGAUGUUUGUUGGUAGAAGAUUAUAAAUUCCAUGAUUCAGGUCUAAGCGUUGAGUUGACGACAGACGUUACUUUAGAGGACUGUGUUAUCAAAAUUAACUCGUACGAAUAUGUUAAAAAUCAAAUCGAAAAUCUCUCAGCAAGAAACUGUGAUGAACAAUUAUCAUUAAAAAGUGAAAUAAUGCGUAACGUUUCUUUCGUUUUUUCAGAGUACAACAAAACACUUUUGUCAGAAGUUUUGCAAGACGCCGGUGUGAGUGGAGAAACCUUUGCACAGAGCUUGUUAAAAGCAGAGGAAAAUUGCAUAUAUGAAAAUAUGACCUAUUAUGAGCGCUCGUUCAUUAAUCCAAAUUCAGGAAUGCAUAAUGAUCCCCAUUCUCAGACCCUGUACAAAAUGCCAAAUCUGAGAGUCUACAAUUUUUCUAGCAACAGUCUCCUUGAAGUACCAAGUACAUCAAAAACAAUUCGUUAUUAUUAUCCAUCAUUGGAAAUUCUGGAUUUAUCUAAUAACAAUGUGGAAGAAAUUUCAUUUUCUGCGUUAAAUUCUUCAUUGAGUACCACUCCGUUGUAUAUCGACUUGAGAAACAAUAAUAUCUCAAGCGUCAGUGAAAACCUAGUACAGGAGUUCUUGGAGAACGAUGUUAUAGUUGAUCUUAGAAACAACCCCAUCAUGUGUGACUGUAGUUCAGUGUCUCUGAAGAAGUAUCUGGUUUGGAUUUCAACUACAUGGCCAAAGUGGACUAAGACAGCAAAAGAUGUAACGUGUAGCCAGCCAUCUGAACUAGCUGACAAGUUAUUGAGUGGCUUGGAUGACCAAAUAUUAUGCAGUAUCCAGACUUAG
Molecule: messenger RNA, 876 nt
Organism: Saccostrea cuccullata (small rock oyster)
Lineage: Eukaryota; Metazoa; Mollusca; Bivalvia; Ostreida; Ostreidae
Product: SLIT and NTRK-like protein 4
Exons: 1
Coding region: 1-876 (291 amino acids)
Cellular component (GO): plasma membrane
Molecular function (GO): protein binding
Source: RefSeq, a predicted model, not a curated record